Psylliodes chrysocephalus is the source of this 10890-nucleotide messenger RNA. Lineage: Eukaryota; Metazoa; Arthropoda; Insecta; Coleoptera; Chrysomelidae. The record is from the annotation of a GenBank genome assembly.
GCCCGCCAAUUUUCAGAUUAAAAUAGCAUUACAGCUUUUUAUAUUACCGACUGCGUAUUAGUUGCACAAAACUAUCCCAUAUAUCCCAUUUCUGUGUGGAAUUUGCAACUCUUAAUUAUCCUUCCUCCAUGACCGGAACACGAUGUAUCUACCGCUGCGAAUUCCUUAAAGUAUUACCGCUGAGGUUUUGUUGAAGGCGAGUUCAAGAUGAUUGUCCUUCGUCAAUUUUUCGAUUUUUUUCAGCGCUCUGCAUAACCAGCAUAAGUGUAUCUUCCUCAACCCUCUCUAUCUAGAAAUGUCCUUUUGAGUAGUGAGUCAACUCUACAUACCUACCUACCUACCUACCAAGUUUAUUAGAUAAUAAUAUAUUAUCGAUUUCCCCUCGUAGCUUAUACAAUAAAGUACGGCUAAUCUCGGCCAUGGUUACGAUCUAUAGGUACACACUACACAGUCCGUCGUAUUAAAGUAAAGGUUGAUGAAUAUCUAUAGCUGACACUUGGUCGACAACGUGUGUGCGGCCGCAUGGUAGGGAAACAAAUGCCUGUUGACUCAUGAUUUGUUCAAAACUGAUUAACUGAAAUACAUUCAAAAUCGCGUCGGAAUAAGUUCAUGCAACAGUGUUUUUUGAAUGUAUAUAUCGCUCCGGUGUGGGAGAUCGGUGUAUAGAGAAGUGUUUUCGUUUUUUAAUUUCUAUGUUGGAUGAAGGUCAAACGCAAAAAUAGCUAUUAUAAUAAUAACAGUGACGUUUGUGCUAAAACUCAAAUAGUGUGUAAUUCAUCGGUAUUGGUUGAUUGAAAGUGCAUUUUUUUUCGUGUCGAUAAAAAGUUUCGUAGUGAAUUCCAGUUAAUUUUAGGUAGCACUUUUCAAAUGGAAAAUUGUUGUUGAUAAACAAUUGAAAAAAAUCCACAUCCAUAUAUUAAAUUAAUAUGUAGUUGGAUUAUAAAAGUCGGAAAACCAUUUAUUUUAAAAGACUUCUGUGAUGAUGGGACUAUUAUCAGUAUCUGAACAAGUGGACCACCGGUCUCCCAGAGAAUCUCCCGACAACAGAGGAUAUACGGAAAGGAUACAGUUGGAAGAUAUAAAAUACAUUGACGAAAAUGAAAACAUAAAUAAUCAUGGAGUUGAUGAAAACGAUAACAAACAACAUGAUGUAGUUUUAAAUGGAAAAAUGAUAUUAGAGCCCAAGUUUGUCGACUAUGGCAGCAUACAUCCGACCUCUACAGAUGUCUCCCACCAGGUGCAACAACAUAGCCAUGGAGUACUGAGUCCUCGCACCUCCACCCUUCUACCAAUCGACGACGAGCCUGCCAACACCUCCCACGAAAGCAAAAUGACCCAAGGGGACCUCUAUCAAAGACAACCAUUACUGCCUAACCCGAAUAAAGGAGAUAAAUGGGGACAUAGUGCACAUAGUACUUCGGCAAACGAAUACUACAAUGAAGAUGAAGAUAUCAUACAAAAAUGUAGUGAGAGAAAUGGACAUAUUUCAAUAGAUUUACCACCUCCCGUAAGAGAGGAACCAAGAUUUCCACAAGAAAGAUGUAAAACGCUGCUAGCUGCAAUUAUUAUGUUCUUCAAUUUCGUUUUAACCCUUACUUCACUCAGUUUGGUGCAUGAACGUGUGCCAGACAAAGAGGUUUACGGACCUCUUCCUGAUGUGUUCCUGGACAAUGUACCUGCUUACGACUGGGCUUUAGAUGUAUCAGAAUAUAUUAUUAUAUUUUGUGUAAAUACUAGUAUGUUUGCUAUGGUUUUUCAUAAACAUAGAUUUAUUGUGUUUAGAAGAAUAUUUUUGUUAAUGUCAUUGUUAUACAUGUACCGAGCCAUUACCAUGUAUGUAACCGUAUUGCCUCUAUCAAAUAGAAAUUACCCAUGUUCACCAAAAUCUAAUGAAACCUCGCCACUAAUGAUAGUCAAGAGAGUUGCGAAACUAAUGUCUGGUAUGGGCCUGUCUGUGAACGGUCAACAUGUAUAUUGCGGAGAUUUUAUUUAUAGCGGACAUACAGUUGUUCUAACAUUUACUUAUCUUCUUAUAGCUGAAUAUACUCCAAAGAAAUUGUAUUUAAUACACUGGCUGUACUGGUUAUUAUCAUGUUUAGGGGUGAUUAUGUUGGAACUGUCUCAUGGACACUAUAGCAUAGAUGUGAUUAUUGCCUAUUUUAUUACCACUAGGACUUUUUGGACUUACCACACGUUAGCAAACAACUCAAGUUUAAAGCAACAUUCAUCAAACAAUCUGAUCGGUCGCGAAUGGUGGUUCAGUUUGUUUCUAUAUUUCGAAGGCAACGUGGGCGGACCAUUACCUAGGCAAUUCAAUUGGCCAUUCCCGUGGCCAAGGAGGUGGCACCUUAAAAGUCGAGCUAGUUAGUGACAGUCACUGUGCUUUUGUAAAAAACUCAUUUAAAUUUACUACAUGUGAUAUAUAAAUAAUUGUGUAAUUGCCUUAAUUGACUAAAACAUCUUGCUCUUUAUAUAUACAUUUACAAAGUGUUAAUUUUGCUGGAUGGUGAUUUUUUAAUCUCUCACUGUUUUCGGAGUCUAUCUUGAAUUUUUAUACAUAUAUUUUAUAUUAACUAUUUUUAAACUAACACUUAGAUAUUUAUCAGAAUGUGUAUAUUGGUAGCGUGCUAAGAGUAAAGUAGAUUUUGUCCCAUUCAGUGUCGAAGCUGGUUAGUUGUUUUAUAAUUCAAAUGUACUUUCGUUUUUAAAUGUUUAUGGAAUUGUGAUAUAAGUGCACAUAUAAAUAUUACACGUGUUCUUUUUAAAACAUUUAAAAUGUAAAACGGCGUACGAUUUAAAAUACUAAACGAAUCUCAUUCCGAUAAAUUUACAUAAAUUAUUCUCUACGUAAUAAAUUAUAUUCAAGUAAUAAUGAAUUGAUUUUUAAUUACUUUUAAUAGAUUUAACGCAAUAAAUAAAAUGCAGGUUUCAUCGAAAUAUAUUUCAGAUAUAAAAAUAAUUUUGUAUGAAAUAUUAGAUUUUUCAUUAAGUAUAACAUUUCGUAUUGGCAGAGCCUCCUCAAGUACAUAUUGUUGGUUUUUUGACUUCCAGAGUCUUUAUUUUAGUUUUCAAUCGAAGACAAUAAACAUGAUUAGUGCGAUAUCACGAUUUAGGCAACCAAUAUUACUAUUAGAAAUAUUUACCUCUAUUAAAUUGGUCCUAAUUCAUUUUGUACACAAGACCAAAAAAAAUAGUGUUCACUUAUUUUAUUAUUUUAUAAUAAUAUUUAAAACGCCGAGGUCGUGACCUCUGGGGAAUCUAAACCUUAUUUGUAUUGGUAUUAAUAAAAUAAAUGAAGCCUGGUUCGUUCGAAAUACAUAAAAGUGUAAAUAAUUUAUUAGUUAGUAUUAUUGCGCAUAUGGAGUGUAGAGGUAAGGAGAACUAUCUCUAUUUACAAAAAAUAUCCCUCAAAAUAUAUAAAAUUAAAAUGGCGUUACUGUACCAGAGGGAUGCCGAAAGUUGUGACAGUCAAUAAUUCAGAUCACACAGACAAAUGAAGUAUACAGUUAUAUGGAUAACUUACUCAUAUGUAAAUAAAAGGGUAUAUAUGCUCGAAGGGUAUAGUCUAAAAACUACAUCAUGAAAAGGGACUGAGCUUAUAAUAGUAGAGAAAUUUUGAUAAUAGACAAUAGUGCUUUCGUCGUUUGAUUUACAUAUGGAUGAGCAAUCUAUAUAACUAUUAUAAAUUAUGUAUGAGAAAUAAAAGAAAAAUCAAUACUGAAUCUACGUUGGAUUCUACUUAUCUUACGGUACAUCUAUGUUAAAUUUUGUUUUAUUGUAAUUUACGGUUUUUUAAAUAAACAUAGAUGUAUAGUAAAACGAGUGGAACCCAACAUAAAUUCAGCAUUGAUUCUUCUUGUAUUUCUCAUAUAUAUCAUUAUAAUCUGGCGCCUAACAUGGGGCGUAAACUGUCUUCUCAUGGCUUAUUGUGACACAAUUCUCAAAAAUGUCAAUAUAAUUUAAGUUCCUUUUUGACCGUUCAGAGAUCAUGGAGAGGAGAGUGGAUCGGGCAUGUCUAUAAGGUGAUUUAAAUCGAUAAUAAGAUUAUUGUGACUGAUUCUUUAGUACAAAAUCUUUUUUUUUGUUCCUGUGAAUAUAAUUAAUAUGAAAGAAACUUAUACGGUUGUUACUGAUAAGUAUGAUUCGAUUUUAAGUACUGGUAUGUCACAAUGACAACUGACAUUGCACUCCGAGAGUAAAAGGAAGUGCGUAGCCCCAACUCACCUACUCCAUCCAUAAUUGUGCAUAACACAUGACUGAAUUGACAGAUGGCAGUAAACCUCUGACUAUUUAUUAUAGUACAGUAGAUCUGUGAAAAAAUUGGUGAUAGGUAGAACUAAUUUUCACAAAGACUAAGGUUUUAAUUUUUUAGUUCGUUGUUGGUAUCUUUUUAAAAAAAUAAUAGUCUAGAAAAAUCGUGUGUGGUGUCAAAUUGCAUAAAAUUUUAUACUUAAAAAAAUUAUGAUAUUUGCUUUACAAAACAGGAAUAAAUAACAAAAUGGUGACCGAAAAACUGAAAGCUUAUGCAGUGUUGAAAAUCAUAUUUUUAUUAAUCAAAAUGCCUUUUAUAAUACAAACUCAAAUAUAUUUCAUCAACAUAAGAUAACAUCCAAAUCUAGUAAUCAGUUUUUUCAGUGCACUUCAUUUGUGCAAUCUCUACCAGAACAGUUGCAACAUAUCUCUGUAUAUUACAAACUAUAACGUUGAUACAUACAUCUACCACUACCACAUGGCUCAUUUGUAUACAUUUUGCAGGUGCAGCAGAUCAUGUUUAGUAAUGGCUCUGGUUCAGGGCUCAUUUAACAUGUUAUGGGCUUACAGUUGGUCUCUUUAUUUUAUGUGAAAAAGAUGAUUUGAUAGUAGUGAUUUUUUUUUAAUUAGAGGUUAUAUCGUAGUAGGUUCAGAGUCUCUCUCUUUGGUUUUCCACCAUAUUAAUCCUGUGAUGCCAAUAUCUGUGAGUUCCUUUCUAUUUGCAUUUUCUGUUCCAUUCUAGUAGCGCAAAUACUAUAUUCCUCUCAUUUCCAAAAAUUUUCAAUAUACUGCCUAUAGGGUGAUUCAAAAGCAAAAAUUUUUUUUUUUUGCAAACAGGCUUAAAAGUUUUUUUUUAUCGUAAAAAGAUGUCAGUUACAAGUUGAGCCCUUAAUAUUAAUAUUAAAGUUGUCCGCAUCGUACUUUUCUAUUUCUCAUAAGAAUAACAUGGAAAAAAUUUUUUUUGCACCUUCUGACUUUUAUUGCUGGCCCAUGGUGUAUCAUAGAAAAAAACCAUUACUUAUUCUUGUAGAAAAUUGAACGCUCUUAAGAUUUUUUUUUUGAAUCACCCUAAUACUGCCGAUUAACUUUCAUCAAAUAGUGAGCUUGUGGUAUCACAUCCAGUUAAAGUAAUGUAAAAAGAAUAAAUUUUGCAUCCCUUCUCGCCAAACACAUGUUCCAUCAAUUUAAUAUCACGUUUUUUUAUCAUUGAAUGUAGACGACUGCAAACAAAUUAGGAGAUUUUCAAUUAGUCGGAAUAUUUUUUAUGUAUGUCCAGCUAUGAUUCUUUACUAAGUUGUCUGAUUUCUAUGAUUCUUUUUUGUCAGAAAUGAAUGAUACCUCAGGGGUGGUCUCAAACAUUUGAUUAAGAUCUGAAGAUGGGAUCCAUUAGAAAAUCAAACUCUUCAAUUUUGGAGUCGAUUUAUUAAAAUUACUUUUAUGAUUUUGUGCAUAUCUGAUGCUCUACAUAAUUUUAACAAAUUCAAUUGUCUACACUUUACAUUGCUUAUGCUAUUUAGUUGUAACGCAUUUUCCAGUUAUUUGGCCACGGCAAUUUUUGUAUAAGUAAUGCAUCCCUGUGAAGAUCAACGAUGUUUCCAUAGGUAAUAUGCAAUUUAAACUAGUUGUAUUUUUUAUGGGUGGGCAAAAUAAUCGAUUAGUCAAUUUUUUUUAAUUCGAAUAUUUUAGAUUGUUCAUAGAUAAUUUUUAUAUUCGAUUAAUCGUUGAAUAAUAAUUAAUCUAACGAUUAUUUAAUCGAAUAAUCGAUUUUAAAGGAAGUGCAAAAAAUAUAUUUUCUUUCAAUUUAAUAAAAAAUGUGUUGUGAUCAAUAACUUUCGUUGAAAAUUAUGUUUUUUUUUUUUUUUUUUUUUGAGGAGCUAUUUAUAAAGGAAACUCCAAUCACACUAGCUUGCGUUUAAAAUAAAAUAAUUAAAGUGUAGUUAAUAGCUUCGUUCAUGCAGAGCCGCUUAGAUCCGUGGUUGGGCCUUGGGGCAAAACACUGGCAAGGGCCCGCCCUCCAUAUAUAUAUUAUAACCUAUUUUUUUAAAGCUAUCGGACCCCCCGGUGAUUUUGCCCCUCCUCUCGUCGAGCCUGCGUUUAUGGUAACAAUCUUGAAUUGAUUCAGAACUUCUAAUUCAUACCUUGAGCGCAUGUGCAAUUCAUUACCACUUCUGAAUAUUUUUGGAUUUACCAAUUUUCAAUUAAUCGAAAAUAAUCGAUUAUUUUAAAUAAUCGAUUAUUUAUUUUGAUAAUCUGCCAGCCUUAGUUGCAAUGUCAUCCAAAGUUGACUUCCGAUUCUAACUGACGUGUCAACAUCGAAAUGGUGGCAUCAGAAUCAGGAGUCCAGCGUAAACUUAACCCAUGCAAAAAGAUUGAAAAACAAGAAGAAAAAGUCAUCCAAAGAUCUUGUCAAUGAAGAUUUGUCACUUUUUCUCAAUAACUGAGUUUCUGUAUCAAAUAGAGACGAAGUAAUUAUAGAUAAUUCAUAAUUAUUGAAGUUCUAGUUUAUUUUUUUAGAUCAGGAUUUAGAGCCGGAGAUACUAACAUUCUCUGUGUGAGAAGAUUUUACUCUCUGAGAUUUUUCUAGACGUUUAAUGUUUGUCAUAAUAAAAAAUUCAAAACUCGUCAUUGUGGAAAAUAAUUCCACUCAAAAACUUAUAUCUACUGUACUAUUAAGUAAAGACGGUACAAAUUGUGUUUUAAGAUUAUCUAUGCGGCAAAACAGCAAACAAAGACCAAAAGCAUAUUAAAUGGAGAUUAAACUGGCUUUUGUUGGAGAUAUGUGUGUCAUUAAUUUAACAAAAAUUAAUAUAAACCUAAUUUUACAUAUUUAGAGAUAGAAACUGGCUCCACUCCAAAUGUUUAAAUAUUCGUCAUAUUCUUAGAAACAAAAAAUUAAGUUUGUAGUGUUUUUAACAAUUUUUGUUGAGUUAAGCAACGUUGAGGUAAAAAAAUGCCGAAACACGUAAGUAGAAACCUGAAAACGUAGAUAAUUUGAUGUUUCGAACCCAAAUACACACAUUGUAUUAUUCAGAUUUUCUUAUACAGUAGCAAUAUCGGUUGCCUUAACCGUGACGUCAGAUUGAAGAAAAUAUAGGCAGUAUAAUGUGUAGAAGUUUUUUUCCAGUUUUACUUUCUAUGCUUAGUGUUAGACUCUAUAGUGAGGACAUAAAUUGUGCCCUCCUCUUGACUUCUAAAUGAGGUGAAAUUAGAGAGAUUAUAAUAUUUUUAUUAUAACAAAAUGCACUUUACUUUUAGAGUUACGAUCUUUAAAUUUUCUAAUGGAAAGUAUGGUCAUGUGAUACUUCAUUUGAAAUAUAUUUUCAUUAUCUUUACGUCCAUGCAGUUUUAGGUUCUUAUGUUUUUAUAGAAAUUACAUUAAAUAAAUGAAAUAAGUUACAUUCUUGAUAACUCGUAUUUACUAUUAUUGUUUAUUACUAAGGCUUAAAGACAUUGAAAUUAAAUAAACAUACUAUUUACUAAAAUAAAUAAAUUAAUAUCAAAGGCGAUCUAAAAACCACUUAACGUAUUAAAAAAUGUUCUCCCAUAACUUCUUGGCAAUAAAAUAGCAUAUUAGAAAGUUCUCUUCUAACAUUGUAUAGCAUUUCUAGGCUUAUUGAGGUACGCACUUGUGAAAUUCGAUCCCUUAAAUCGUCUAUGUAAUUUCUGUAAAAAUCUAAAACUGCAGUCUUAAAGAUAAUUAAAAUAUAUUUCAAAUGAGGUAUCAUAUGACCCUACUUCCCGUUAGAAAAUUUAAAGAUAGUAACGCCCUCUCUAUUUUACGUCUACAGUAAAGUGCAUCUCGUUAUAACAAAAAUAUCAUAUUUUUAAUUUCACCUCGUUUUUGUUUCAUGUCUGCAUCUUCUUCCAUUUAGAAGUAAAAGGGGGGGGCACAAUUUACACCUUCGCUGUAUAUUUUCUUCAUUAAUAACGAUUUUGUAGUCACUAAAAUAUGUCUUAACAUGCUGAUAACUGAAUAACUUUUUUUCAAAGUUUUGUAGCAUAACAACAGUUUCCACAAUAUUUUUCUUUAAAAAGAAACGAAAACAACCAAAACAUUGUUCAAGUUAAAGUAGCAAUAUUUUGUUGUCUUGAAACUUAUUGUAUCAUAAAUAAGGAUUGCAUCUAUAUAUCAUCACGUGGUAUAUCUUUAAAAAAUAGUAUUUUGGAGUAGCUUUCUAAUAAAUUUGUGCUCAAAAUUCUGUACCCUGUGGUAUUAAAGUAGUAAAAAUCAAAUUUUAAAUACGAAAAUUAUGUAUCGUAAGUAUUAUUCUCUACAGUUAUCAUAUUUCACAUUUUUUGAGCAAUUCUCUAAAUUUGCGUGAAAAUUAGAACUAAACAAAGGGGUCCAAAAAAUCGGAAUAUAUGUUUACAUUCAUCAUUCAUCUUCAAAGUACUCUCCAUUUGAUGCAAUAUACUUACUGAAAUGGUUUUUUCACUACUCCAAACAGUUUAGAGCUUCCGCCGGUUUUUCACCUCUUCCACAUCUACAUUACCCUAUAAGGACUUUUUCAUCUGGGGAAACAAAACAAAAAAUACACGGAGUAAGAUCGAGUUAGUACGGGGGAUGAGUUUUAUCGUAAAUCGACAUAGUUUAAGAUGGAAAGCCAUUUGUAAACUUAUGUUUUUCUCGGAGGAGCUUCCUUGUAGACUUUUUGUAGCAUAACAACAGUUUCCACAACAUUUUUCCUUGAAAAGAAACGAAAACAACCAAAACAUUGUUCUCUCACAAUUCAGCAUUGAAACAAAGAUUCAGAUGGGUAUAUAGAGUCUAUGCCGAACAAAGAUAACCUGUAACAGGAGCAUACAGAAAUUAUUUCCGGUUUUUUGGUAUCUGCUAUAAAAUUAAAAUCUUAAAAUCCUAAUUUGGAUCGACAAACAACUACUGGACCAAUCCUUUCAUUCAUAGGAAAGUAUUUGUUUUCAUGCAAUUAUUCGAUUCGAGUUUUAUGUUUGUAAACUUGGAUAUAUUAGAUAUGACCCAGAGCACUACGAGUACAACGGCUGUUACUCCACUGCAAAAUAGACCACCUUCCCUUACAAUAGUAGUUACAAACAGAAAAUACAUUAAACCGAUAGUAUAUGGCAUUAAGAAUGCAAAUAUGUAAUUUUGAAAGCGUUUUGUUAAGAAAAUUCCGAAUUAUAAUCACAAAGUACAUAGACUCUCCCGUAAUAAUUUGGCAACUAUGUGAAUAACAACGCGAAUGCUUACAGCUCGCCUUUUGUGAACAAAAUUGGUCUAGUAGUUGUUCUUGCGUUAAUUUGGAAUUAAAAUCAUUGUUAAAUGAAUCGCUAUUAUUUUAAAUGAAACCUGUAUUCUAUGAAUUACAUUUUGUUGCUAAAUCGUUGAAUGAGACAAAAUAUAUAAUAGUUUUUAAGCUAUAUUUUAUGAAACAAAAUUUCUAUUUUUUCAGAAAAGCUUCAAAUACUGUGUUUUAGGGUUAUUUAUUUUCACUGUCUUAUUUUUUUCUGCUUAGUCUUAAGUGUGCCAACCAUGAAAUUAGUGCUUAAAAUCGAUUAGUGAUGAUUUAUUACUUUGAGUUGUUAACGCAAAACAAAGGUACUGUUCUGCAUUUUUUUUAAAUGGUUUGAGAAAUUUCACUUAUUGGUCGUAGACAUUAAAACUCCUGUAUCCAGAGUGACAUUCUUUACUCAGUUUUAAGACCAAAUGUUCAAAUAAACGUAGGUCUGAAAAUGUUUAAAAAAUUCUGUAAAAGCAUGUUCUUUAUGCAAUAAAAAUGUCGACCAAGUUUCAAUCUUAUAAUAAUGUCCCGCCUUCUAGUUAUUUAGGAAAAACAUAUUUUUAAUUUUUCUACACCCUGUAUGUAUGUAUGAACUUUUUGUCUUACAAAAUUGAAUAAGGAGUAGCACCUUAAAAUUUGGCCACAUGCUGGAGUCACGCUGUAUAUGGUUGAUCAGAGUUAUACAGGGUUAAACAUAAGGACUGGCCAAUAUUUUGCCUGCAAAUUCUAUAGCAAAAAAUAUUAAUAAUUAGCUUAAUAACUGGCCAAAUUGAGAUAAUCAGUAAUUUUAUACUUCAGUUGUUUUCAUACAAAAAUAAAAUUCGUCGCAAUUAGGUUUUUUAACAUAAGAAAAUCGAAUAAACUAUCAUUUUUUGUGUAUUGCAUAAAGGGAGCUACCAAUUUUUUCUAGUUAUCAAUAGGCAUUAAUAUUUGAUCACCUGUUAUUAAACAAAAAAAUUAUAUUUUUUACUACAGAAUCUACAGGCAAAAUAUUACCCAUUUCUUAUGACUCCCUGUAUAAAGAACUCUGUGUGGUAAAUUUGUCUUGAUAUCUUCGAUCUUCCAGUGAAAUACCUCGAUUUUAUCUUGUGAUCCAUAGAAUUAAUAUUCAAUUUCAAUAAAUUCUCAUAUAUGUGGAUGAGUUAGUGUAUAUACUUAUUGAAUGGUAGGUUUAAACGAUACCUAAAAACUCAUUUUUUUUUUAAUAAGUUUCUCUUAAUUACGAAUUUACAGAAAACCAGUCGAUAUUAAAAAAAAAGAAGUAGACAUUUUUUCAAACUUGUUUACCGACUAUUAAUAACACGUUAUUAACAUAAGAUAAAAAUAAUUAACAUUAACCAGUUACGUAAAUGGUUAAUAUUUUUUGAUAUGUGGACUUUACCUAUUUGUUUUGCGAAUU